Molecule: messenger RNA, 390 nt
Organism: Williopsis jadinii
Lineage: Eukaryota; Fungi; Ascomycota; Saccharomycetes; Phaffomycetales; Wickerhamomycetaceae
Gene: GIM3
Product: tubulin-binding prefolding complex subunit GIM3
Exons: 2
Coding region: 1-390 (129 amino acids)
Biological process (GO): protein folding
Cellular component (GO): prefoldin complex; cytoplasm
Source: RefSeq, a predicted model, not a curated record
AUGGAAUUGCUUCCUGAAGGCCAACAGAACCAAGUCGAGGUUCUUUUCUCUGAUCAGCAAAAGAUCAACGAAUUCUCAAAACUAAUCCAAAGAAAGGACAAAUUAACCAGUAUAUUAGAGAAACAAAACCAGGAAAAGGAAUAUCUGGAUGAUGUAUCUAUGGAGAUUGAGCUUUUGGACGAGGACGAACUGGUGAAUUACAAGAUCUCUAGUGCAUUUGUAAAGCUGAGACAAGAGGAGGUUGUUGAAAGGUUAGAGAAGGAUACACAGCUUGUUGAGACGGAGAUUGAAGCGUUACAAGACAAGCUCAGUACCAUAGAAUCGAGACUCUCUGAGUUGAAGACCGAUUUGUAUACAAAGUUCGGCAAAAAUAUCAACCUGGAGCGUUGA